CAAUUGCAUUUGUUGACAAUAACAAAAAUUUUCUAAUGGCUGCGGAAAUGAACAAUGUGGCUCAGGACUAUGCCAAGAUCAUACAGAGUGCCGAUCUGGACAGAGAGAUCAAUCCGCUGUGCACGAACAUCGACGAUAUGCUCGCCCGUCUCGACGAGUUCGAGACACUCCUUUCAUCCGUGCGUGCCGAGUCAAAUGGCAUCAUGGCCAACCAUGUGUGCAGCAUUCUCAGCUUCAGCGACAAUUUCGACGAGUUGCGAACCCGCAUCGACAAUCUGGAAAAGUUUGUGGGCGCAGUAAGUGCGAAUCUCAAUGAUGUGGAACGCUCUGUGGACGUGGCGGAGCAGGAGCUAAAUGUAACGGACUACAGCCUGAAGGGACUGCUGUUCAAGCCCCUCAAAGCCAAGUUGACUGCCACAGAUCCAGCCAACGCUCAGUCCCAGCCCCGCACGAAUCUCAUUUCCGGGGAAUUCCAGCCGGUUGCCAUCUACAGCUCCGACGAGUACUUCGGUGCCGCUGCCACACCAGAGGAGCCCCAAGUGGCGUGAGCCCACCCGUUAAAUAUUUAGUGUUUCAUUAGCAAAAGUCGUUUAUGUAAGUGUGUAAAUAUUUUUUGUUUAUUUUUCAA
Messenger RNA from Drosophila obscura, 628 nucleotides. RefSeq names its product biogenesis of lysosome-related organelles complex 1 subunit 4 (gene Blos4). The record is from RefSeq and is a predicted model, not a curated record. Gene Ontology annotation, cellular component: BLOC-1 complex. Lineage: Eukaryota; Metazoa; Arthropoda; Insecta; Diptera; Drosophilidae. Bases 36 to 548 code for a protein of 170 amino acids. The transcript has 2 exons.